GGAAGCCAUUCUGUUGUAUCAACGACUAUUGGCGCCUAGUACUAGGUGAUUUGAAGCGCAAAGCCCUACCAGAUGCCGGCUCCGCAGAAUCCAUAUGCCUCUGUUCUUACUUUGUCGUUUGGCAGAACAUAGCAUUCGAGCAGUUUAGCAUUAGUCAAGAGCCCUUGGUCAAACCGUUCGGCGAAGUAAUGCAAAAAUGGCAGAGCAGCCAGGCCCACGAUUGGCUCACGCGCGAACUCGUCUCCCUCAAGGGCGACAGAAAAGUAACGAAGCUCUUGUGUUUCGGCCUCGGCGACAUGGCUCUUAUGGCUGAAUCGGAAAAGACACGUGAGGUCCAGAUAGUAAAAAUGUGCCAGCACGCCGUCGCCGCAACCCUGGCAGAGGCAUUUAGCCCCCUCUCACCCGACAAAUUCGAAGCUUUCGCCCAGGACCCGGCCUAUAGCAAGACAAGCAAGGAGCUAUUGGAAGCAUAUGAUAUCCAAGUCAUCGGCGAGCACGGCGCUGGAGGUUUCGCGUUGAUCGAUGACGAGUCCAUCGUAUACUGUCGCUACCCCAAGGUCCCCAUGUCGCAGAUUAUCGCUGACCUGGCGCGUCCGGCAAUCAUCAUUAGACCGACAAUGCCAGGACAGUUGAUCGGUAUGUUGCAAUCCUAGGACCUGAAGAGCCCCAGGCCCCACCCCCUCUUUUCCCCCCUAAGUGGGAUAUUUCAAUGUUGCUAUCCUAGAUAACUGAAUUAUUGACUAACUCGACUGACACAGGGACGAACUUUUAUUGGAAGACGCAGAAUCUCCCCGAACUAGGGAGAUGUGGAAAGAAUACACCAUGUACGACUUCAUUACUGAGGGCUGUGACAUGGACUUGACGGGCUUGAAGAUCUUCGUCCGCAAGGCAGUCACUCAGGAUUUGUGCGACAAGGUGGAGGAGUUCUCUGAUUAUGGGGUUCUACCUUAUGAAUGCGAUAGAAAUAUACCUAGGUAUAUGCACAUCUAUCUAAGAGAAGCGGGCCAGACGAGGGAGGUACUAGGCAGGUAAUUUUUGGUAACAAUUUUGGUGCGUGGGUAGUAUAGCAAUCUAGACACUACUAUAUAAAACAGUGUUUUUCCUUGUAAACUUCAUCUUUCAUAUACAUUUACUGGUUUGGUGCAGAUCAGAGCUCGAGAAGAC
Molecule: messenger RNA, 1164 nt
Organism: Hypoxylon fragiforme
Lineage: Eukaryota; Fungi; Ascomycota; Sordariomycetes; Xylariales; Hypoxylaceae
Exons: 1
Coding region: 189-653 (154 amino acids)
Source: RefSeq, a predicted model, not a curated record